AUGAAAAUAAUUUUCACUUAUCCGAAGAAAAAGAGAAAGAUAUUAGAAAUACAGCCUACAACGACACAUGAUGAAGCUGAAGCAAUGCUUCGUAAAGAAUUUCAGCUGGAACGAUUAACAGGAAAAGCAAAAUUUGUUCAUAGAGGUCAAUUUCUCUUUGAAAUUGAGCCAUUCAUUGGCCUUAAAGAGUUUUCAGAAGUUAUAUUCUAUCUAGUGAAACCACAUAUUAGUCAUCGCGAGCACGAUCAUGAUUUUCCAUUUUUCGAUUUAUUUGGUCAUCACAACGAAGAUUACGAAGAAGAUUAUGACGAAAAUCAGUACACAGAGGAUGAGGAAGAUGAAGCCAGCGAUAACAACUUCUACAGUGAGGAACGAGUCACAGAAUUUCUUGACAAUGGAGAUAUCGAAAGAAUUGCACAAAAUUUUGUUAACCAAGUUCAUCUAAAUGAUGUAAUAAGCCAAGAAAACUCCAUAUACAAUAGAAUCGAUGAAAUAGCUGUUGCUAGUAACGUAAUUUCUUCGAAUCCUUCGAAUUUUGUUCCACUUCUUCAUACACAUCUUAUUAAUACAGGCGUCUCAGAGCACAGUGAUGAACAUAUAUUCGAUCAAAUCUGCGCAAUUAUGGACGUAGACAACGAAUUCAACGAAUUUGAAGACGAAGACUUCGCAUUGGUCGAUACUCUUACAGCACGACAGAGAUCAGCAGUCAAUACAUUACUACAGCAACGAAUUGACUUGAGACAAGCAGUUGAAAUUCUUCGAAGAAAUAACUUCGAUACAGAGAGAGCUCUUCAAGAAAUAGCUCCUAUCGAAAUAGACUAA
Molecule: messenger RNA, 822 nt
Organism: Trichomonas vaginalis G3
Lineage: Eukaryota; Parabasalia; Trichomonadida; Trichomonadidae
Exons: 1
Coding region: 1-822 (273 amino acids)
Source: RefSeq, a predicted model, not a curated record